AUGGUCAUGAUAAUCAACAACAAGAUAAAACCACCGGGGGGAGAACCAAUCUGGUCGUGGUACUCAAGAGCAAAGCAACUAGACUACCUGAAAGGGUUUCUCAAACCACUUGCAUUCGAGAAAGGAGAAACAGCUAAAGCCAAGGAUCCUGAGGAUAUAAUUGUUCUAUCAGAUACUGAGGAUGAAUUUAACCCAGAAAAUGUCACUGUAGAAAAACCUAUGCCCUUAGUCUCUGUAAAACAAGAACCAAUAGAUGAUGAACAUGAAAAAUUGCCUGUUCCUGAUAAAAAUCUACCCGUACCUGAUAAUGUCAAUCCAAAGUCUGAACCUCAAUUUGAACCAAAUCCUGAAACAACACCUACCAUCCCCAUUGAUGAUUCUCCAUUAGACUUUGAGUUUGAAACAGGAAAUCUUCCAGAAUUACAAGUUGCAGAACCAACUGAUGAAGAAGACAAUCUGCCUUUGUCCCAAGUGAAGAAGAACCAAGCAAAGGCUAAAGGGAAGAAGAAGAUUCAAGAAGAACAUGUGGACAAAAAUCCUGUGGCAAAAAUUCAAGUUUUUUCCGCCCCUGUUACCAGGCGAAAAACCAGUAAGAAGAGAAAGAAGAGCACCACUCAAACUCAGCAAUCUGAAAGCCAGCCGGAUGUUUCUGCCGUAACACCUCUUGAAGUAAUCACCCCUCAAUUCUUAUCUGAUAAGUAUGCAGCAAGAUGGGACUCAACAAACAAAAGGAAAAUCCUGAGCGAAAGGUAUCUUGAUGUUGAAAAGUUCAAGGCUCAGUGUCAACUUAUGCUAGUGUUUGAGAAGUUAAACCUUGUCAAGUCUGUAACAACUCAGACGAGCUAUCCACCUAUCGCCAUCAAGGAAUUUUAUGCAAACCUUCUGAAGACUAUCAAGGAGGCUGGCUCACAUGUUUAUAGACGUGUUUGGCUGAGGGGUAAAGAAUACAAUUUUGACACACGUACCAUCAAUCUGUAUCUGGGCAUAGAUGCAAGUGACAUUGAGGACCCUGUUAUUGGUGCGAACACAAUCACAAAGGUCAUUACAGGAGGAACAUACAACUAUUGGCCUGCUGAAACCAACAUGUUGCCAGCCAAAUCUCUCACAACAAAGUAUGCUAUUCUGCACAAACUAGCCAUGACAAAUUGGAUGCCAAAUGAACACCGAGGAGGAUUAAACUUUCUUAUGGCCACCCUGAUCUACAAGAUAGGCAAAGGUAUUCCUGUCGACUUAGGUGAUAUUAUCUUCAAACAUGUGGCAUCCUUUAGAAAACCAGAGUCUAAAGAGAGCAAGGUAAAACUGCCCUUUCCCUGCACAAUUUAUGGAGUUCUGCGCUCACAAGGGUUCAAACCAGAACCAAAUGAACCUAUGGAAGCACCACAAGUCAGAACAAUUGAUGCCAGACUCAAACAAGGGAGUCAUGUGCUUGACAUCUUUCCAGAACAUGCAAGUAGCUCAGCCCCAGCUCUGAACCUUGAAGUACCAUUUACCAGCAAACUCACAGCUCAGCACCUUGACAAAAGCAUCAGAGAUCUUAACACGAUCAUCCAGAUACUUGUUGAAAAGAGAACAAUUGAGAUGCAAUUGCGAGAACAAUUGAGAUUGAGAGACCAAGAGAUGACUGUUGCUGUUGCUGAAACACCCACUGAUCCAUCUACUGCACAUGAAGCUGAUUCCACCGCACCUGAAGCUGAAUCCACUACAAACAGUCAGGGGGAUGAAUCCUCAGAAUCUGAUUGA
Messenger RNA from Ipomoea triloba (trilobed morning glory), 1740 nucleotides. RefSeq lists its product as uncharacterized. The record is from RefSeq and is a predicted model, not a curated record. NCBI's taxonomy places the organism in Eukaryota, Viridiplantae, Streptophyta, Magnoliopsida, Solanales, Convolvulaceae. The transcript is spliced from 4 exons. The coding region runs from base 1 to 1740 and encodes 579 amino acids.